Molecule: messenger RNA, 786 nt
Organism: Galeopterus variegatus (Sunda flying lemur)
Lineage: Eukaryota; Metazoa; Chordata; Mammalia; Dermoptera; Cynocephalidae
Product: GDP-fucose protein O-fucosyltransferase 2-like
Exons: 7
Coding region: 1-786 (261 amino acids)
Biological process (GO): protein O-linked glycosylation via fucose
Molecular function (GO): peptide-O-fucosyltransferase activity
Source: RefSeq, a predicted model, not a curated record
AUGGGGGCGGACUCUUGCGCCAGUGUGCGCAGCCUUGCGGGUCGGAGGUUGCGCAGGGCUUCACCGGCAGUGACGGAAGUCUGUGGGAAAGCUUGUACAGGGAAGGGGCGAAAACAGCAGGAACAGGGUUUUCGCAGAACCCCUGCCCGGGAGUUUUACACAGGGGGCUCUUGCCUCAGUAGCGCGGGUUUCACCAGGUUUCAGAACCGUUGGCGGUACCUUCUGUAUGAUGUCAAUCCCCCGGAAGGCUUCAACCUUCGCAGGGACGUCUAUAUCCGUGUUGCCUCCCUCCUGAAGACUCUGCUGAAGACGGAGGAGUGGGUGCUUGUUCUGCCCCCGUGGGGCCGCCUCUAUCACUGGCAGAGUCCUGACAUCCAUCAGGUCCGGAUUCCCUGGUCUGAGUUUUUUGAUCUUCCGAGUCUCAAUAAAAACAUCCCAGUCAUUGAGUAUGAGCAGUUCAUUGCAGGAGAAUGUGUGGCAUGUGGUGUCGACUUCGUGGGGUCUCAAUGUCUGGCACAGGACAGGGAGUCUGGUGGCCCCUUUAUCGACCAGGUCUACGUCCUGCAGAGCUACGCAGAAGGCUGGAAAGAAGGCACCUGGGAGGAGAAGGUGGACGAGCGGCCGUGCCUCGACCAGCUCCUGUACUCGCAGGACAAGCAUGAGUACUACAGAGGAUGGUUUUGGGGUUAUGAAGAAACCAGGGGUUUAAAUGUUUCCUGUCUGUCCGUCCAAGGAUCGGCUUCUAUUGUAGCACCUGUGCUUCUGAAAAACACUUCAGCCCGGUGA